CAGUGGUUUUACAGUUAGCAGGAGAAGCAAUGCCUGAACCUUUCAAAGCUGCUCCAGCUCCUAAGAAAGGGUCUAAAAAGGCCAUUAGUAAAGCGCAGAAGAAGGACAGCAAAAAGCGUAAGCGCAGCCGCAAGGAGAGCUAUUCAGUGUACGUGUACAAGGUGCUCAAGCAGGUGCACCCCGACACGGGCAUCUCGUCCAAGGCCAUGGGCAUCAUGAACUCGUUCGUGAACGACAUCUUCGAGCGCAUCGCGGGCGAGGCGUCGCGCCUGGCGCACUACAACAAGCGCUCGACCAUCACGUCGCGGGAGAUCCAGACGGCCGUGCGCCUGCUGCUGCCCGGGGAGCUGGCCAAGCACGCCGUGUCCGAGGGCACCAAGGCCGUCACCAAGUACACCAGCUCCAAGUAGUGUUUCAGUCGGUGUGAUUCUAAAGGCUCUUUUCAGAGCCACUCA
Messenger RNA from Phyllostomus discolor (pale spear-nosed bat), 455 nucleotides. Its product is annotated as histone H2B type 1-B-like. The transcript has a single exon. Lineage: Eukaryota; Metazoa; Chordata; Mammalia; Chiroptera; Phyllostomidae. The record is from RefSeq and is a predicted model, not a curated record. Bases 30 to 410 code for a protein of 126 amino acids. Gene Ontology annotation, molecular function: protein heterodimerization activity; structural constituent of chromatin; DNA binding. Gene Ontology annotation, cellular component: nucleosome.